This is a messenger RNA of Arabis nemorensis, 2097 nucleotides long. NCBI's taxonomy places the organism in Eukaryota, Viridiplantae, Streptophyta, Magnoliopsida, Brassicales, Brassicaceae. The record is from the annotation of a GenBank genome assembly.
AUGGAAGAAGUUGGUCAUGGAGCUAGCGCCGUUGUUUAUCGUGCGAUCUAUCUUCCGACUAAUCAAGUCGUCGCUAUCAAGUGCUUGGAUCUCGAUCGAUGCAAUAGCAAUCUGGAUGAUAUUAGGAGGGAAGCUCAGACUAUGAGUUUGAUUGACCAUCCAAACGUUAUAAGGUCGUUUUGUUCAUUUUCUGUCGACCAUAGCCUUUGGGUAAUCAUGCCAUUUAUGGCACAAGGUUCGUGUUUGCAUCUUAUGAAGACUGCGUAUUCAGAUGGAUUCGAAGAGUCGGCUAUAUGUUGUGUACUGAAAGAAACUCUUAAAGCUCUUGAUUAUCUUCAUAAACAAGGUCAUAUCCAUCGGGAUGUUAAGGCUGGAAACAUACUUCUUGAUGACAAUGGGGAGAUUAAGCUUGGAGAUUUUGGCGUCUCUGCUUGCUUGUUUGACAACGGUGAUAGGCAACGUGCAAGAAACACAUUUGUUGGUACUCCUUGCUGGAUGGCACCGGAAGUCUUGCAGCCGGGAAAUGGAUACAAUUCCAAGGCUGAUAUCUGGUCGUUUGGUAUAACAGCACUUGAAUUGGCGCAUGGUCAUGCACCUUUUUCAAAAUAUCCCCCCAUGAAGGUGCUCCUAAUGACUAUUCAAAACGCACCUCCCGGCCUUGAUUAUGAUCGUGAUAAGAAAUUUUCUAAGUCCUUUAAAGAAAUGGUUGCAAUGUGUUUGGUGAAAGAUCAAACAAAAAGGCCAACUGCUGAAAAAUUGUUGAAACACUCAUGUUUCAAAAACACGAAGCCUCCUGAGAUUUCUGUGAAAACGUUAUUUGCUGAUUUACCACCUCUUUGGGCACGUGUAAAAUCUCUUCAGGCCAAGGAUGCUGCACAGCUUGCUCUAAAGAGAAUGGCCACCGCGGACGAGGAAGCUAUAUCACAGAGUGAAUACCAAAGAGGAGUGAGUGCUUGGAAUUUUGACAUCAAAGACUUGAAAACACAAGCAUCUUUGAUACUUGAUGACGAUGAUCUAGCAGAGAGUAAGGAAGAUGAAGAAAUAUUCAGUGCACAGUUUCAUAAUAAGGUGAAUGACAGAGGGCAAGUAUUUGAUAGUCUGCCACUAUGUGAGAACAUGAACGGAAUGGAAAAGGUUUCCAAUACUGUGAUGGAAGAACCAACCGAGAAGAAACUCACUUUCAUUACAACUGCUUCUAAUGUGGAACAAAUGACAUCAAAUUCAGAGCAUCACAUCCCCGAGGCCAAGGUUAAGCCAGCAAGACACCAAAGUCAUAGUGGACCACUUACAAGCAGGACCGUUUUGAGCCACUCGGCUUCAGAGAAAGGUCGUAUCUUUGAAAGACCUGAGAGUGAACAUCAGAAGACACCGCCAGUCCGAAGAGCACCCAGCUUUAGUGGUCCUUUGAAUCUCCCAACCCGUGCUUCUUCAAACAGUUUGUCAGCUCCUAUUAAAUACUCAGGAGGAUUCCGUGAUUCUCUGGAUGAAAAGUCAAAGGCUAACCUGGUUCAGAAAGGACGAUUUUCAGUAACAUCAGGAAAUCUAGAUCUUGGAAAGGAUGUUCCAUCAAGUUUCGUCCCUCGUCGAUCUCCACCGGCUUCCACUCUGAGAAAAUCUGCGAGUGUUGGUAACUGGGAACUUGAGCCUAGAAUGCCAACAGUUCAGCCUCAGACCAUUAAUGAGUUAAGUAGCCAACCUAUGUCUCCCUCACAGAUCAUGCCUCAACUUCAGCAUCUAUUUCAGCAAACCUCAAUACAACAGGAUCUUAUUAUGAGUUUACUGAAUAGCGUACAACCUGUAGAGACGACAGAUGGUUCUCAAUCUGGAAAGUUACCACCUUUGCCUCGACCAGACAGUAAUGGAACCGUUGAACCUGUGGCUUCUGAGAGGGAGAGGUUACUACUUAGCAGUAUCUCUGACCUCCGCGCUAGGCUGAACGACUUAACAGAGGAACUCAAUACAGAGAAAUCAAAAUACAACCAAGUAACUACAACAAAAAUUGAAAGCAUUCACAGGUCGGGAACAAGUGUAAGGAGGAAGGGAAAGGCGACCGCGGAUACACUGAGCUGCACAGAACCUGUAGGAGAUAAAGAGUGA